Diceros bicornis minor is the source of this 1217-nucleotide messenger RNA. RefSeq names its product zinc finger protein 488 (gene ZNF488). Bases 146 to 1120 code for a protein of 324 amino acids. Gene Ontology annotation, cellular component: nucleus. The record is from RefSeq and is a predicted model, not a curated record. NCBI's taxonomy places the organism in Eukaryota, Metazoa, Chordata, Mammalia, Perissodactyla, Rhinocerotidae. The transcript has a single exon. Gene Ontology annotation, biological process: regulation of DNA-templated transcription.
GGCGUGGCCGGCCUGGUCAUCAGGGGAGCUCUCCAAUCUCCCAGCUCCUCCCCCAGGCCAAGCCCUCCAGAGCCCCGAAGCCCUGAAGACUGAGAGCUGUUGGAGUGUCCACCCUGCUCAGCUGGCCCAGGCCCUGCUAGUCAGCAUGGCUGCUGGGAAGGGGGCUCUGCGGGGCCCUUCAGCUGAAAACAGAUGGCGGCUCAGUGAAGCCGAGCCGGGCCGGGGCCACAAGCCUGUACUGCUGGAGAAAACGAACCGCCUGGGCUCCAAGGUUGCCACGGGCAGUCGUGGCUGGGAUGAGGCCUGUGCUGAGACGGCGCUGUCGGCAACCCCGGGCAAGCUCAGACUGGGAAAGCUGGUGCUGCGGAACACAGGUUGGGCACAGGGGCAGAGUGCCUUCACGGAGGUGCCUCCGCUCCAGAAGAGGCUGGGGGGCAGGCAGGCCCAGGAGAGGGAGCACAGUGGUCCUGCAGGCCAGCCUGGCUCCCGGGAGCUGACCCAGGAUGUCCCCAAGGACCCAGCAGGCAGCACGCUCUUCUCAGUGUGGCCCAGUGGAGCCAGAGGGGAGCAGAGAAGCGCCUUCAGCAAACCAGCCCAGGGUCCAGCAGGAAGACCUGGGCCGACCUCUGUCUUCCAGGCAGGAGGGCCUGCACACGCCCUGGGGGAGCUCCUGGGACUCAUCAGCACGGUAGACAUCCCUGGGUGGGGUCGACUUUCAAAUUCCAAGCUUUUGGUGACUGAUUUCUGGAACCUGCAAAUGUCGCCAGAAAGCACUCCUCUCUGCAGCCCUUUCCUGGGUACGCCUACGCUGUGGCUCAAGCAGGCUGCGGCCCAGACACCUACGCCCUCGGCAGCCUUCUCCACUGCCUCCUGGGCCCUCCUGCCACCCACGUUCACCUCCCUUGGCCUGUCCACCCAGAACUGGUGUGCAAAGUGUAACCUCUCCUUUCACCUGACCUCCGACCUGGUCUUCCACAUGCGGUCCCACCACAAAAAGGAGCAUGCAGGGCUGGACCUCCAUUCUAGGAAGCUGAGAGAAGAGGCCCUCACAUGCCCCCUUUGCCACGAAUACUUCCGGGAGCGCCACCAUCUCUCCCGGCACAUGACUUCUCACAGUUAGCAGGUGGCCGUGGAACAGACCUCUGGGUGCCGCGUCCGGGAUGUGGUGAUGUGGCGGAGCUGGGCCUUCCUUUGAAAAGGCUGGUCACGGUCGUCUG